Molecule: messenger RNA, 1217 nt
Organism: Pteropus alecto (black flying fox)
Lineage: Eukaryota; Metazoa; Chordata; Mammalia; Chiroptera; Pteropodidae
Gene: ZDHHC2
Product: zinc finger DHHC-type containing 2
Exons: 12
Coding region: 6-974 (322 amino acids)
Biological process (GO): protein targeting to membrane; peptidyl-L-cysteine S-palmitoylation
Cellular component (GO): endoplasmic reticulum; Golgi apparatus
Molecular function (GO): protein-cysteine S-palmitoyltransferase activity
Source: RefSeq, a predicted model, not a curated record
UGUCCAUGGAAAACAUUGGAGAACAAGUUGUGUGCCUGAUUGCUUAUCAUCUACUUUUUGCAAUGUUUGUCUGGUCAUAUUGGAAAACUAUCUUUACAUUACCAAUGAAUCCUUCAAAAGAAUUCCAUCUCUCUUAUGCAGAGAAAGAAUUAUUGGAGAGAGAGCCAAGGGGAGAAGCCCAUCAGGAAGUUCUUAGGCGAGCAGCCAAAGAUCUUCCCAUCUAUACCAGGACCAUGUCUGGAGCAAUCCGAUAUUGUGACAGAUGCCAACUUAUAAAACCAGAUCGCUGCCAUCACUGUUCCGUCUGCGAUAAAUGUAUUUUGAAGAUGGAUCAUCAUUGUCCAUGGGUGAACAAUUGUGUUGGAUUUUCAAAUUAUAAAUUUUUCCUUCUUUUCUUGGCUUAUUCUCUGCUGUACUGCCUUUUUAUUGCUGCUACAGAUUUACAGUAUUUUAUCAAAUUCUGGACAAAUGGUCUACCUGAUACUCAAGCCAAGUUCCAUAUUAUGUUUUUAUUCUUUGCUGCAGCUAUGUUUUCUGUCAGCUUGUCUUCUCUGUUUGGCUAUCAUUGUUGGCUAGUCAGCAAAAAUAAAUCUACAUUAGAGGCAUUUAGAAGUCCAGUAUUUCGACAUGGAACAGAUAAGAAUGGAUUCAGCUUGGGUUUCAGUAAAAAUAUGCGACAAGUUUUUGGUGAUGAGAAGAAGUAUUGGUUGCUACCCAUUUUUUCAAGUCUAGGUGAUGGCUGCUCCUUUCCAACUUGCCUUGUUAACCAGGAUCCUGAACAACCAUCUACUCCUGCAGGACUGAAUUCAACAUCUAAAAAUUCUGAAAACCAUCAAUUUCCUGCAAAGCCAUUGAGAGAGUCCCAGAGCCACCUUCUUACUGAUUCUCAGUCUUGGACAGAGGGCAGCACGAGCCUGGGAAAAGGCAACACUGGUUUGAGCAAUCCUGCAUUAACCAUGGAGAAUGAGACUUAACUCUUCGAACAAAAUAAUUUUACUUUAUGGAAGGAUCAAUGUUGUAGAUGGAUGGAAGAGGUUUUCCACAGGAGAACACCAUUGACCAGUCGCUCCCAUUUCUCCUUGGCUGGAUAUGCAGAUUAUGAAUUGAUUAGUUCUCUCCAAGCAGUUGCUUAAAUCAUCACAUUUUUAUUCAAUAUACAGAUUGUUUCAAAUAACACAAAUUCCUGUGAAAUAUUAAAAGUAAUUAUGGUUUAUGAA